Messenger RNA from Ornithodoros turicata, 1122 nucleotides. RefSeq names its product zinc finger protein 233-like. The record is from RefSeq and is a predicted model, not a curated record. The transcript has a single exon. Gene Ontology annotation, cellular component: nucleus. Gene Ontology annotation, biological process: regulation of transcription by RNA polymerase II. Bases 429 to 923 code for a protein of 164 amino acids. Lineage: Eukaryota; Metazoa; Arthropoda; Arachnida; Ixodida; Argasidae. Gene Ontology annotation, molecular function: DNA-binding transcription factor activity, RNA polymerase II-specific.
UACAAGUGUGAUGUCUGUCAAGCGGUGUUCAGCCAGAGCGGGAACCUAACGCAGCACAAGAGGGUACACAUGGGUGAGACGCCAUACAAGUGCGAUGUCAGCCCUGCGGAGUUCAGCGGGCAGGAGCCUAAAGCAGCACAAGAGGGUACACAAGGGCGAGAAGCCAUACAAGUGUGAUGUCUGUCCAGCGGAGUUCAGCCAGAGCGGGAGUCUACAGCUGCACAAGAGGGUACACAAGGGCGAGAAGCCAUACAAGUGUGAUGUCUGUCCAGCGGAGUUCAGCCAGAGCGGGAACCUAAAGCAGCACAAGAGGGUACACACGGGUGAGACGCCAUACAAGUGUGAUGUCUGCCCUGCAGUGUUCAGCCAGGGCUGGAGCCUAAAGCAGCACAAGAGGGUACACAUGGGUGAGAAGCCAUUCAAGUGCGAUGUCAGCCCUGCGGAGUUCAGCGGGCAGGAGCCUAAAGCAGCACAAGAGGGUACACAAGGGCGAGAAGCCAUACAAGUGUGAUGUCUGUCCAGCGAAGUUCAGCCAGAGCGGGAGUCUACAGCUGCACAGGAGGGUACACACGGGUGAGAAGCCAUUCAAGUGCGAUGUCUGCCCUGCAGUGUUCAGCCAGGGCUGGAGCCUAAAGCAGCACAAGAGGGUACACAUGGGUGAGAAGCCAUUCAAGUGCGAUGUCUGUCCUGCAGUGUUCAGCCAGGCCGGGAGCCUAAAGCAGCACAAUAGGGUACACACGGGUGAGAAGCCAUGCAAGUGUGAUGUCUGCCCUGCGGAGUUCAGUCAGAGAGGGCACUUACAACAGCACAUGCGGACCCACACAGGCGAGAAGCCAUACAAGUGCGAUCUCUGUCCUGCAAAGUUCACCCGCAACACGACACUGAGAAAGCACAAGCAGAAGCACACGGGCAAGGAGCCAUAGAAGUGCAAUUUCUGUCCUGCAGAGUUAAACCUGGAGUAAGCACCUGCAGGUCUGUAAUUGGAUACACCGAGGCAAAAAGCGAUACAAGUGCGAUGUUUGCCCUGCAGUGUUCAGCUAGAGAGGGACGCUACAGCUUUACAAUCCGACACCUACGGGCACGAAGCCAUGCAAGUGCGAUGGGAGUUCAGCCGGAGCGGCA